GGAAUAAAUUUACUCUACUAGGCCAAAAAUCGAUUUGUGUAGAUACAAUCUCUGAGCUUUGGCACAGACAGCUCCUCUUCCACAGGCAGACAGAGACCUAAACUGAGCAUGUGCCAAGUGAGUGAUGGUACUCCAGCUUGCUUCUGAUUGGAGAAAUUCAAGGUGUUACAACCGUCCCGUGUUACAACUGUUCCCCGUCUCCUCUACUCUACAUGGAGUCAUAUUGUAACCCUAACAGGGAAAUACAUAUUCUCUCCAAAACCAACCCUACUUUUACAUCAUUUAAGAAAGGAAGCAAAUGAAUCACAGUGAGUUGGUUACAAUAUUUUAGGGUCAUGCACGGUUAAACAGGAUUAGUGAUAAUCCUGUUCCUUGUUCCGUUUUCAUAAUAAUACUAGUGGAAUGUACAUUAUUUAACAAUUCACAGUGACUAAUUAGCUUUUUUUUCCAGUUAAAAAAAUAGAAAUACAACUUCUUCCAAUUAAAAAUAUCGCUACAAAUUAACUACAUUUUCUUUUCAAACCACAAAGAUCAAGAGAAUGUGUGCUCUCCCUUUUCCAUGUGUUAUGCUUGACGGACAGGCUAAAUGUAGCUAAAAUGCAGUAUUAUUUAGAAAGAAGUUUGACCAAACCUGUGCUUGCAUGAAUAUUGUUGGUGCCCCCUGGUGUUAAGAAUGAAGUAGUGCAAUAUCUGUGGUUCUGUGGAAAUCGACGUCACUGAACGGCGACGACAUUCGUAUUUGGAGGCGCGCAAACUGUAACUGCUCUUUGACAUUCUUUGUAAACAGAUCGGGUUGUUGCUGCAGAUUGGUAUACACUGGCAUCCAUGCCUCUAGGAAUACAGUCCAAACUGAUCUAUUGAGCAUAUGUGAGAACAACGCAUUGUAAUUACAAAGUCAACACUUCGAAAUACACUGGACUCUGUUGUGACUAUAAGUACCUGUUGCUAGGAUGACACAAUCUGUUGUGGUACAGGUUGGUCAGUGUGGCAAUCAAGUUGGCUGUCGAUUUUGGGACCUCGCUUUAAGGGAACAUGCAAGUGUAAAUAAAAAAGGAAUCUAUGAUGACGCUCUAAGUAGUUUCUUCAGGAAUGUUGAUACCAGGAGAAGUGAUGGGGACAAUAAUGAUAUUUCUGGAGGAAAAAUAAGAUCCCUAAAAGCUAGGGCUGUUCUGAUUGACAUGGAGGAAGGUGUGGUGAAUGAAAUACUUCAAGGACCUCUGAGAGAUGUUUUUGACAGUAAGCAACUCAUUACCGAUGUAUCAGGCUCAGGCAACAACUGGGCAGUAGGACACAAAGUGUAUGGGUCCACAUACAGAGAGGAGAUUGUGGAGAAUCUGAGGAAGGCUGCAGAGCACUGUGACUGUCUGCAGUGUUUCUUUGUUAUUCACUCCAUGGGCGGAGGCACUGGCUCUGGUUUAGGUACUUUUGUUCUGAACGUGCUUGAAGAUGAGUUCCCAGAGGUUUGCAGGAUAGUCACUUCAGUUUACCCCUCUGCUGAGGACGAUGUCAUCACCUCUCCCUAUAACAGCGUUCUUGCCAUGCGGGAGCUAACAGAGCAUGCACACUGUGUACUACCAAUAGAAAACCAAUCCUUAGUUGAUAUCAUCAACAAAAUUAAGCACAUGUCCCAUUCUGGAAAGCUGGGAGCUGAAAUCAAACAGAGCAGCACUAUAAUUUCUGGUCAGGGUGGAGUCAAAGGCCAGGAGAAACCAUUCGAUGCAAUGAACAACAUAGUGGCAAACAUGUUACUCAAUUUAACCAGUUCUGCCAGGUUUGAGGGCUCCCUCAAUAUGGAUCUCAAUGAGAUUACUAUGAAUCUUGUUCCAUUUCCAAAACUUCACUACCUGGUUUCCAGUUUAACUCCACUCUACACACUGGCAGAUGUUAAUGUUCCUACAAGGAGGUUGGAUCAGAUGUUUUCUGAUGCUUUUAGUAAAGAUCACCAGCUGAUUCAUGCUGACCCAAAGCACAACCUGUACCUGGCCUGCGCUCUAAUAGUGCGAGGGGAUGUUCAAGUUUCUGAUCUCAGAAGGAACAUUGAAAGGUUGAAACCUUCUCUCCCAUUUGUGUCCUGGAACCAGGAAGGCUGGAAGACUGGUCUGUGUUCUGUGCCUCCAGUUGGACAUUCCCAUUCCCUGCUAGCUUUGGCAAACAAUACCUGUGUCAAGCCUACUUUUAUAGAACUGAAAGACAGAUUCAUGAAGCUCUACAAGAAAAAGGCCCACCUUCACCAUUACUUGCAUGUAGAUGGGAUGGAGCAGAGCUGUUUCACAGAAGCAGUGUCAUCCUUGUCCUCUCUCAUUGAGGAAUACAAUCAAGUGGAUGCAACAAAGGGUUUACUGAUGACAGAUGCACAAAGACUUAGUAUCGCUGUAUAAGGGUUCUUCUCUAAAAUAUUUAUUUUUGGUUCUUCAAAAGCAAUUUUUGUAUAAAUUAAUUGUUGUUCAGUAUAGGUUUCUAAUGACCCUGACAUUGACUUUCAGAGAAAUGUAAACAUCAGCUGACACUCUGACCAUGCAUAUUUUGUGUAAA
This is a messenger RNA of Polyodon spathula (Mississippi paddlefish), 2532 nucleotides long. RefSeq names its product tubulin, epsilon 1 (gene tube1). The record is from RefSeq and is a predicted model, not a curated record. Gene Ontology annotation, cellular component: microtubule; cytoplasm. The coding region runs from base 951 to 2378 and encodes 475 amino acids. Gene Ontology annotation, molecular function: GTP binding; structural constituent of cytoskeleton. The transcript has 12 exons. Lineage: Eukaryota; Metazoa; Chordata; Actinopteri; Acipenseriformes; Polyodontidae. Gene Ontology annotation, biological process: microtubule cytoskeleton organization; mitotic cell cycle.